Molecule: messenger RNA, 738 nt
Organism: Arctia plantaginis
Lineage: Eukaryota; Metazoa; Arthropoda; Insecta; Lepidoptera; Erebidae
Source: the annotation of a GenBank genome assembly
AUGAACGCCUUAAACUCUGUUUUGCUUCUUUUCGUCUUAAUAACAACAUGUACCGCCAGUUACUACACUUACCCCUGUAAAAAAAUAUGUAUUUUUGACAACGUGACCUGCGUCACAAGAGGCGGAUUCAACAUGUAUAAGAAUGUUGUUAAAGGACAGAAAGGUUUAAUCAUGCCUUUGGAUCCUUUACACAUGGAAGAAAUCGACGGAGAAAUGGCUUCAGUGAAAUUUAAAUUAACUAACAUUACAAUGUAUGGUUUGAAAAUCUGUGCUGUUACAAAAGCGACGGUAAACGCGACGGAAGACAUCUAUAAACAAUAUCUGUACUGUCCUAAAUUGAUUUCACAUUUUCACUACAAAGCUCAAAAACAUUCGGAUACUCCAGCACUUCAUGGAACAGGUGAAGCUACGAUAGUGGCUUAUGAUUAUAAUAUAUUAAACUACGGAAAAUAUUCGGUAUUUGUAAAUAAAGAUCACAGGCCACAUUUUUUUGUAAAAACUCAUGAUUCAAGAACUCGCCUUAAAGGAAAACUAGUAUUUGAAAUUACACAGGGCUGCGUGGUAGACAACCGCACAGUAAAAGAAACAGCCACGUACAUGAACCAACAUUGGUGGGAAACAGAAAAUAAACUACAUAAACCCAUAGUCAAGAGAGCCAUGUCAAUUUUAUGGCAUAAUACUGACAUCUUCGUUAGAAACCAAACAAUGGGCGAAAUAAUUCCUGAACAUAAUAACUAA